UUGUAAUUAAGUUAUUAUAUAUUAUUUUUUAACGAUGUUAAAGAAGAUAAGAUUUUUGUGUGAAAUAUUAACUGAUCUAUUUUUUGUUGUAUUAGCCCAAAUACCAUGGGCAUGUAUUAGAACGAGGGCCAUACCUUUUCAUAGAGGUUUUUUUUGUGAUGAUCAAACUCUCAUGUAUCCGUAUAAAGAGUCUAGUCUUCGCAGGAGUGGAUUGGUUGCUAUCAAUUUUUUGAUUCCAAUAUUUACAAUAUUGAUAUUGGAAUUUAUCUUAGCUGGAUUAUAUCACCAAAAGUUAACUGUUAAUGAAGGAAACAAAAACAAAGGAAUCUAUGUAAGAUUUGCAUUCAAAGCUUUGUGCGCCUUUUUUAUUGGAUAUGGCAUAAAUCUAACUGCUACAUAUGCAAUAAAAUUUGUUACUGGCCGGUUAAGGCCUAAUUUUUUCGACGUGUGCAAUCCCAAUUAUGAGAGACCUUGCAAACACCAAUUCUAUUACAAUAAUGCCAUCUGCACUAGGAAUAAUUUGCUUGCCAUUAGAAAUUCUAGACUAUCCUUCCCUUCUAAAUAUGCCAGUACCUCAAUGUACAGCAUGGUGUUUAUAGCUCUCUACUUGCACCUAAGAGCGAGAUUAUGCAGGCUUCAAUCUUUCAAAACAUUUUUCCAAACCUGUUUUAUUCUCUUAUCCCUAUACAUUUGUUCUACACGCAUCGCGGAUUACCGUAACCACUGGGGAGAUGUCUUGGCUGGUUUAAUUCUAGGAGCCAUUUUUGGAAUCAUUUUUGCAAAUUCUGCUGUUAAUAGCAUAUAUUCCUUCCUAGAUAGGAAGAUUAUAACUAGACUAGAUUCCGCACUACCCGAUUCAAACUAUCAGGGAUCGCCUGCCAAUCCUCCUUAUCAAAACAAUCCCAAUUUCCCAACUAAUAACCCACAACCAAUGACUAUUUCUUCUCCAUCUAGAUUUUAAUGUGAAGGAGGGGGAAAAGUGAAGAGGAAAAUUAAUAUAUCAUUUUUAUUAUAAAUUAAACUUGUCAUAAAAACAUUUUCAUGUGUACACGUAAACAAUUAAAUUCAAAAUCAGAAUCUCGAUAAUUUCUAUUUUGUUUUUAAAUAAAAAAUCUUCGACGCGGAAAUCUUAUAAAAAUUUUGUCCAGGAUAUAAAAUUUUUAUAAAUUUUUUUUUUAAAGAGACGGAAAAUUAUAGCUACCUCUUGGGAUUUCAUAUAUGGUUGCUUUC
Molecule: messenger RNA, 1230 nt
Organism: Gordionus sp. m RMFG-2023
Lineage: Eukaryota; Metazoa; Nematomorpha; Gordioida; Chordodea; Parachordodidae
Product: phospholipid phosphatase 1-like
Exons: 6
Coding region: 35-961 (308 amino acids)
Biological process (GO): phospholipid metabolic process; signal transduction; phospholipid dephosphorylation
Cellular component (GO): plasma membrane
Molecular function (GO): phosphatidate phosphatase activity
Source: RefSeq, a predicted model, not a curated record